AUGACAGUAUUGUGCAAAGGCAUGGCCUACUCCACCAAGUUCGUUCAUCCAAUCAAGCACUCUUUUACUUUAAUCUCGUCUCACAGCUCAUCAUUUUCUCACCUGAAGCGGUUCAAUUAUGGCAAAUUCGAUUUCGUAAAAUCAUUUCUGAAGAGCAUAGAACCCUCAGUUUGCGGACGUGCCUCCUUGCUCAAAUCCGAUGUAAAUACAACUAGAAAGUAUCUAAGAAAUAUCUAUUUUUGUGGAAGUAAGUUCAGCAGCGGAAUCAUUUUAGGUGUGUCAAUUGCAUAUGGGUCAGUUAUAGCUUAUGCUAUGGAUGCUCAGGAUGCUCUAGUGGAUGACCCUUAUGAAGACUCACUGGACCUUUCAAAGGAGGAAGAACAUCAGCACCAUCUGUGGACGUUUGCUCGGAGAUUCUGGCUUCCUGUCUUUCUCUUUCUUACCGUGUUGACAAACUUGGAUGAUCCAAUCUUGCUUCUACUCAUUAAAGUUACUUUAUUCCUCCUCAGCACAAAGCCCAAUCCCUACUCUGUUUAUAUUUUCGUUGAUCAGGUCUGAAGUCAUUCUUCAAAUUGCCUCGUUAACUUCUUUAGGAACACUUGCUGUAUAAUUUUUCUUUUCUUUUCUUUUUUUGUCUUAUUUGGCUUCUAGCCUCAAGGUCACUCUACUGGACUAGGUUCGUUAUGGUACAUUGGGCCCAAAAAUGCAUUGUGCAAGAAUCCUUAGUUCCAUUCUUUUUCCCCCCCUUUUAGAUACUUUACCAGAAAGAAGGGAAAGAGUAAUAAGAAAUGACAUUCUUACGUUUGAUCUUGUUUCAAUAACAAGUUUUU
Messenger RNA from Neltuma alba, 830 nucleotides. RefSeq lists its product as uncharacterized. The record is from RefSeq and is a predicted model, not a curated record. Lineage: Eukaryota; Viridiplantae; Streptophyta; Magnoliopsida; Fabales; Fabaceae. The transcript has 4 exons. Bases 1 to 558 code for a protein of 185 amino acids.